Molecule: messenger RNA, 1745 nt
Organism: Aplysia californica (California sea hare)
Lineage: Eukaryota; Metazoa; Mollusca; Gastropoda; Aplysiida; Aplysiidae
Product: short transient receptor potential channel 3
Exons: 3
Coding region: 645-1745 (366 amino acids)
Biological process (GO): manganese ion transport; regulation of cytosolic calcium ion concentration; calcium ion transmembrane transport
Cellular component (GO): cation channel complex; membrane
Molecular function (GO): protein binding; inositol 1,4,5 trisphosphate binding; store-operated calcium channel activity
Source: RefSeq, a predicted model, not a curated record
AUUUCACCACACUGCCUCGCUUUUUCUUUCUGUUCAACAUCUAACACUCCCAGUGGUUAUAACACCCUGUUAUACCUGUACCUCUUAAUAUCAAUCAGGUUUUAUAAAAUCUAGACGUUUUAUUAUUGCCUUUAAUUUCAGCUUUUUUUUUUAAUCUUUAAAAUAAUGUUAUGUUAACAUGGUUUUUAAACUUCAAUAUAUUUCCAAACUUAGCGCCUUCAAUCUGAAUCACUACGGACAUUGUUGGAAUCACUAAGAUUUUGCUGAAGUACCGGAAUAUUGGCAAACAGAAUUUGAGCGUAAUUCCUUUAAAAAUUUAGGUUUUGAGGUGCAUUCUUGUGGAAACGGAGAAAGUAUCUGCUUCCGCUCUUUAUUCAGCUCAUUCGAGGAUUAGUUUACACCAUUACCUACAGAGGUUUUUUUCGUUGUUGGAGCAUUCGGACCACUCUGUGAUAAUAUAGCAUAUCGGUGUGUUUCAUCUUUUACCCCAUACGGGAUCUGGAAAAUAAUCCACAAUUAUAAACAAUGUUCUUUAGCCCCAAUUGUCCAGACAACAAUGAUUAUUCGUGACAUUUAACUCUAUCUAACCUGUGAACUGUGAGCUUAACCCCCCUGUGACCUUCACCCUUGACCUGGGCGUCGUUAUGGUGAUAGAGCGCGAGCGUGCAACAAUGGCGAAAACCCUGGGUUCCUGCAUCGUUUACAAUAACUCUCCUUAUUCUUCCCCCUCUAGGGGUCUGGACUACGGAACUGCGGACAAGCGAGCCUCGGCCAUGCCAUCUCAGGGCUCUCUCUUCACCAACUUUGAGGAUGUUCAGCUCACAGACGAAGAACGAGUGUUCCUCAACGCCGCCUACCUGGGAGAUGUGGGCAUCGUGCGCCAGUCUCUGGAAGACUCUCUGGAGUCCUCCCUCAACGUUAACUGCGUGGACUACAUGGGUCGGAACGCCUUACACCUGGCCAUCGACUCGGAGAAGCUGGACGUCAUCGAGAUCCUCCUGGACAACCUCAGCUUCAACUGCAUCGAAGAGGCGCUGCUCCACGCCAUCUCCAAAGGCGGGACGAAGAUCGUGAAGAUCAUCAUCGAGCAUCCGAACUUCAUGGCGGGCGAGGAUAAGCUCCGUCGAAUGGGCGGUGGGGACGCCUUCUUCCGACUAGAGGAGAAGUCUCAGUUCCCUCCCGACAUCACCCCUCUGAUUCUGGCAGCUCACUACAACAACCACGAAAUCAUUCAGAUGUUUCUUUCCAGGAACCACACCAUCGAAAAGCCGCAUCCGAUCUCUUGUAAGUGUCAGGACUGCGUGACUAAGCAGAAUUAUGACUCGCUCAAGAGGUCAAGGUCACGGCUAAACGCGUACCGGGCGCUGGCGAGUCCGGCGUACAUGGCCCUGUCUAGCCCUGACCCUAUCAUGACAACGUUUGAACUGCGCCAGGAAAUGAUGAAAUUAGCGGAAGUGGAAAAAGAGUUCAAGGUAAGUCUCCUUACUUACUUCGAGCCUUUGGUUAGUCGUGUCGGUGGAUGCUCUGGUGUGGUCCAUUCUCUCAACUGUUUCAGAGUUUCUGCUUUUCUUGUCUCUUUUCUUUUAGCCAAAUUAUGGACGUUGUUUCAGAGCGCCAGUGACCCAUCUCUGAGAGCGAGAGAGCUGCGUGCACCACAAACACAGAGCGUCAUCAUCCGCAGACUCCAGGGAUAUUAUCACAAGUCUCCCAGCCCGUGCUCCGUGGGCGUCAUCUCGUUGGCCUAG